GGCAGUCCAUGGUGAAAAUGAAAAAGGGGCCGAAAACAUUCUUUGGGUGCGAGCAACAGCCGGCGACUUUAUAGUAGGUUAUCUAUCAUCUUGUUCCACUUUUUCUGAAUUUCUUUCAUUACGAAGAUGACACAAGGCGCGGGUCUUUUUCCCCGUGCAAUGAUCAAAAGGAAGAUUCCAUUUUUGUUGGUGUGGAGCCCGUCUCUCCGGAUGUUGAUCGAAACUUUGUCUUCCACUACAUGCAAGCCACAGCGACAAAGUGGUCCGUCCUGUCCGGCGGCUCGGCACCGCAUGCGAAAUGAGGCUCUCGGCCUGGCUUCGUUGUUCAAUGUCUGCGGCUCAAUGUUUCGGCGCAGUAGAUUAAGGAUGGGCAGUUCUUAUCGGAGCAGAUACUAAACAAGAGUGAAUGGCGGUGGCUAUGCCCUCCAUUUCCCACCGUUCUCACGUAUGACGACCUUCAUAUGAUCGGAAAGAGCUCACACUGCCUUACUUUUUUACUGCAGAAAGGUGG
Xylona heveae TC161 is the source of this 511-nucleotide messenger RNA. RefSeq lists its product as hypothetical. The record is from RefSeq and is a predicted model, not a curated record. Lineage: Eukaryota; Fungi; Ascomycota; Xylonomycetes; Xylonales; Xylonaceae. The transcript is spliced from 2 exons. The coding region runs from base 127 to 396 and encodes 89 amino acids.